CAUACAUUUUCAGAGACAUUUACAUUUCAAGGUGACUCCAUUCCGCAACCUCAACCCCCCAAGUCACAACCCACUAACCCAAUCCCAAGAAACCUCCCCAAACCCUUACAAACAUCAUGUCCUUCAAAAUCACCCCUUGCCUCUGGAUGGACACGGAAGGCGAAACCGCCGCCAAAUUCUACACCUCCAUCUUCCCCAACUCCUCCAUAACCCACAUCCAACCCUACUCCACCGCUGGGCAAUCCAUCCACAAACACACCCCCGGCUCCGCUAUGACGAUCGACUUCACGCUCAACAACAACCCGUUCCAAAUCCUCAACGGCGGGCCGGAGCCGAAGCCCAACAUGGCGACCUCGUUCAUCAUCUACGUCGACGACCAGAAGGAGUUAGAUUAUUAUUUCGAGAAGUUGGGGGAGGGGGGCGAUGACGAGAUGAAGGUUUGUGGGUGGGUGGUGGAUAAGUAUGGGGUUUCGUGGCAGCUUGUGCCGAGGGAUUUGGAGCGGUGGAUGAAGGAGGGGAGUCAGGGGCAGGUGGAGAGGGUUACGGAUGCGUUUAUGGGGAUGAAGAAGUUGGAUAUUGAGGGUAUGAGGAAGGCCUUUGAGGGGGAGAAGUGAGCGAGGGGAUUGGACGGGGAAAGAUGCAGUUCUGGAUGGUUUUAUGAGGUUAUGUGGGAGUUGGUACGGUGCUUUAU
Messenger RNA from Aaosphaeria arxii CBS 175.79, 691 nucleotides. Its product is annotated as 3-demethylubiquinone-9 3-methyltransferase. The record is from RefSeq and is a predicted model, not a curated record. Bases 117 to 614 code for a protein of 165 amino acids. The transcript has a single exon. Lineage: Eukaryota; Fungi; Ascomycota; Dothideomycetes; Pleosporales.